Molecule: messenger RNA, 1672 nt
Organism: Moneuplotes crassus
Lineage: Eukaryota; Ciliophora; Spirotrichea; Euplotida; Euplotidae
Source: the annotation of a GenBank genome assembly
GUCAAAAAAGAAAAUGAAGAAAAAAGAAGAUGGCUCUCUUGUAGUAGAGAAAGAUUCUAAAACCAAUGUGGUAUCAAUCAAGACUUCGUCCAAACGUAAGCAGACCAUAAAAAUUAAGAACGCAAACGUUCCUAUAAAAGCCAUGGGGACCAUUGAUCCGUCAAGUUCAAUAGACCUCGACAACAUCAUCACUGAUUUCAAGAAGAUAAAAUAUAGUGACUUCGGGUACGACUCAGACAGCCACUUUCUUGAGUUCCUACAAAUCGACAGAGGAUCCAAAUGGAACUUCCUUUUCAAGCAGCUCUUCCCUGAUCGCAAGAACCAAGAAACCCUUUACAACAAGAACAUGCACAAGAAGAAGACUAAGAAGUGGAGGAAGAGGAAAACAAAUAAAGAAAGCAUGAAAGUUUAUAAUAAGGCAAACAAGACUUAUAAGCAGUAUUUGAAUGUGACACCUGCUUUCCAGCCCAUGAAAAUAAAACCCAAACCAUCGAGUCUCCGGAGGAGCCUGAACCCGCCCAGUAUGGACAAGAGCUCUAGAAUGUCAAGCAUGUGAGACGAAAGUGAUAGAAUUUGUUCAGUAUCAGACGAUGUCAGGACCGAGCUAGCACUCACCAGGCCUAAGAGUCUUUAUGAAAAGCUCAGAAAUGAGAGAAUAGAUUUAAUUAAACUUAAUCAUGCUCAUCUGCGUGAAAAACUCAAAUUUGAUGAACUAAAGACCGAUGCUGAGAAGAUGGAGGAGACUCUGAACCAAGGCAUUAAUUUUGUGAAGAAUAUCGCUGCUUCCCACCAAAGGGACUGAAGGAAUGAUUUCCAGAACCAAAAAUAAGUUCCACUCCAUCCGGAAUAUUCAAAAUAUAUCAUCAGAUAACAAGGGGUAUCUCGCAGUAUCAGUUCUCAAUGGAAGCAAAAACUUUGCUCAAACGUUCAAGUUCAACUCUAGGCAAAGAAGACAGCUAGACUCUCAGCCUGAACAAAAGAAGCAGGGAGCACACAAUUCAGGGCUGAAUUUGUUUGAGGAAGACCUAAGCCCUGAAGGCUUCCAUAACGACUCCAAAUCCCUUGACGAAGACUAUAACUUCGAGAAGGAAGAGUCCUUGCAUAUGAAGCACAAGAACGUCAAAAGAAGAUAUCCCAAAAUAUUAAGCGGGAUCUGAAACAAUGAUUAUAAAAAUAAGAGCUUUCAGUUGCACCCUACCAAGAUUGAAGAAGUAGAGGUCCCUGUAAACCUGGAAGAAGAUUACACUGAAACAGCUAAAGAUGAGAGAAGCAAGACGAUGGUACUAUCUACCCAAGCUCGCCUUGCCAAAAAGUCCAAACAGGGUCAAACAUUCCUAUCAAAAUUCCUGAAGCUCCGAAAACGCCAGCGAAGAAGACUUGACAAGAAAUACCCUUUAAAAUAUCGCCCAUCAAAGACAAAAAACUACCCUUCAUUUACUCCAAAAUAUCUCUUCUCAAGUCCAAGGAAUGCGAGCUUCUGAAAUUUUGCUAAAUCAAAACAGCUUUUCCUGAGCACCCAGGCCAGCUUACCAUUCAAGUCCAAAGCUCGUCGGGCUGUCAACCGCAGCCUCGAUGCUGAGCGUCUAAGCACACAAUUCAGGAAAUUACCGCAAGGCUUUCUGUACAUGCCUUCAUCCUUAAAACUUAAAAGGUAGAAUAUUUGACCAUUUCU